CCAAAUCGGUGCCGACAACCAAAAAUUGACAAACCGCACGAAUUGGGAUAAAUAAUAACAAAAUCCAUCGAAAUGGCGCAAAAUGCACCCCCAUGCUGCGAGGCACAGGAUUUCCAAUUUAAACUGCACGACAAAUUUGUGGCGUUCAAAAAAUGCGGCGAGCCCCGCAGCAAUGUGAAGCUGCUAGCGAUCUCGAGCAGCCGGGGAUUGCUUUUUGCCGGGAGUCCAACUCAGCCGGAACUUAAAGUGAUAAUCGUCAAAGAUCUGGCUAAUGCAAAAACUACAGGACAACAACCGCAGGCUCGACUUGUUCCACUGCCCAGUGUGCCGAACUACAUCGCCUGCAGCUCCGAUGGCAACUUGCUGGCUGUAAAUUACACCCAGAACGGCACCAGCCUUCUAAGUAUCUUUUCGGUGCCAUCGUUCAUGACCCCGGAUGUUCGCCCAGUUUAUAGCCUUCGCCUGGCUGCUGAGGAUCAUGUGCACGCCGUGCAGCUCCUCUGGAAUCCCGUUCUGCCCAACAGCUUGGCCGUGGUUCUGAGCAACGGAGCCCUUGGAAUGUACGCCCUAAAGGAGGGGGGAAACUUCGAAAUGCACUCGCUGGACAAAAAUCAACAGGUGAAGUGCGGCUGCUGGUCGCCCAAAGGCAAGCAGAUUGUUCUUGGUUUCCCCGGCGGCAAGGUGCAGCAGUUUAAACCGGAUCUAACGCCCGCCAAGACGCUGAUGUGUCCACCGAAUAUCCACGAUGCCCCCUUCGACACUAUCGCCAUCCAGUGGCUGUCAACGUUCCAGUUUGCGGUCGUCUUUCUGCAGCACGGCGAGGACUGCAAUCCCUCACUAUACAUCUUGAAUGCCCCCAAGGCGGGUGCUCCCAGCUAUAUCAACUACUAUGACGUCUGCUUUAGCCUAAAUGGACCAAGGAACCACCAGUUUUUCUUCAACCAUGUACCCCAGUGGAAUCUGCUGCUUGUGAUCUCGGCCAAUGGUGUUGAGGUGGGCGUAAUGGGUACUUCAGAGACCGGUGACACGCCAGUCUGGAAGCAGUUUACUCUGCUGGACGAGGCAAGGAUUGAGAUGCCACUUAGCGAGGACACACAGGAUGAAACCUUCCCGCUGGGCUUUGUCUACGAUACGUCUACCACGCACCAGCUGACCAUCAACGAACAGAAGCUCCAGACCAUGCCCAUGGUGCAUGUUUUGGGCUCCAAUGGAGAGCUGCUUUCGUUUAAUUUCCUCAAUUUGCAGCCUGCUGCAGUGUCUGUAUGCUCGCCUCCUCCACCGGUGGCUGAUACUUCGGGGCAGUUCAGGCCGCUAAAUACGUUGCUUCCCAGUGCCGAGCCAGAACCGUCAACAGUUGCUGUCAGUCCGCCGCCCAAGACUCCUGCGGUGACUGCUCCCUCGGACUUAUCGUUCGCCUUUUCACCAAACACGGUUACCUCUACUCCGGCUCCAGCCAAGGACAAGCCGCAACCGCUAUUCUCUGGCUUCGGAGCAGCUGCAGCCAAAGCUCCAGCUCCACAGUUGACCUUCGGAUCUGCUUCCAACCCUGCCCCUCUUUCGUUUGCCGCUCCAGCUGCCGCUGCACCAAAGCCAACCGUUGGUUUUGGAGGAUUUGGGACGCAAGGAACGACUCCGACUGUCGGCUCCAUGUUCACCGUUUCCGCACCACAAUCCUUUGGCUUGGCCUUAAACAAACCGGCUCCUGCUCCUGUGGCUCCGCAAAAGACGGCUCCCGAGUCAUCCACUCCUGUGGCGGCUCCAGCUCCCGUCAACAAACCGCUUUAUACGGUUCCUCCGACCUUUACACCAGUGCCCGCUAAGCCAACUCAGUCAGCGCUACCUCCGACUGUGGUCGAAUCCCUUAAGCCGGAUGACACGGAGCCAAUUAUCAAGGACAUGAUUGCACUGCAAAUCGAGGCCUUCAGCCAGGACAUUCAAAAGCAGAAGGAGCAGACCAAAGAACUGCUUAAAGGCAUUGCUGCUCCUUCAACUUUGAGGGUUUAUGCCAAACGAUUGGAUGAUCUUCAGGAGUUAAACGAACAAGCUAAGGAUGUGGAAUUCGAGUUGGAUGUCCAGGGACUGCGGCAGGGUCUUAACGAGGCCUAUGCCAUUGUUGCCGAGUGCCGUGGCAAGUUGGAGAUUUACAGGAAACCGGAUAUAACGCGUCUGAUGAACUCAAGCUCUUGCGAUCCCGCUGGCCGUCGUAUGUUGGCCCGCCUUCAGAGCUACGUUGCGGCCAAUGAGGCCCAGUUGCGUCUCGCCCAGCAGCACAUCGAUGUGCAGUGGGAACAGUUCCAGGAUGUCGUGCGACGCAAUUCCAAGUCUCGCAUGCACAUGCCUUGCUUGGAGGGCAUCUACCAGCGGCUUACUAAGCUGCAAAACCUCGCCUCCGACCAGCGAAUCCUGCAGAACAACAUCAAAGCCAAGCUCAAGGAGCGCGGUUUGCUUCAGGCCGCACUGCUUGACCAGGAGAACAGUCGCACCCGCACCAACGAAGCAGUGGACACAUUGGCCGACUCAAUUCUUUCGAUGAGCCUUAGUCAGGUGGUGGAAUCCAAUGCAGCCAAGCUUACGAAGCAAAGACUGCAGAAGAUUCGCAAGGUGGUUCAAUCGCAGAAGAUCAAUAUUAUCUGUCCCCAGAGACCCGAUCGCGUUGGUCUCAAGUCCGAGGUGAUUUUGGAAACAAAGCGCAGAGCGGAGCAAGUAAAAACGGCAGCCAAGCCCAUAACAGCCAACAAGGCCAUACAAGCUGCAGUGGCACAACCUCCUGCUCCGGUUCCAGCUGCGCCUCAACCUCUUCCAACUGUGGCUCCUCAGCUGCCUAAACCAAUGCCAUCAAAGCCGGCCGUGGUUGAGAAGCCAGCAAUGCCCACUCUGUCUGCCACUCCAGUGGCCACGCCCUUCUCCUUCAGUCAGAGCAGUCCCUUCGUAAAGACAUCUACUGUGACGCCAACGACAAAUACCUUAACACCGGGUGAGGCUGCCAAGCCGGGUCUCUCCAUGUUCGGCGGUUUGGGUAGCGCGAGUUCUGGCUUCAGUUUUGGUGGCGGUGCAAAGCCUGCGCUGACAUUUGGAGGAGGAUCGCCAGCAGCGGAAACGGCUGCAGCAGCGAAACCAAACCUGUCGACGGCAUCUGAAAAGGAAAAGCCAGCGCCGGAGCAGAAAGUAGGAUUGGACAUCAAGCCAGUGAAAGCUGCACCCGAAGCAACAAAAAUAGCACCGCAAACACCAAAGGCAGAGACUGCGAACAAAUCCUUUGGCUUUGCAUUUGCGGGUGCUGGUGGAACUGUUGGAAAUGCCUCCAGUUCACCCUUCAGUUUCGGUGGUAUGGGCUCGUCAUUGGGCUUUGGAGGAACCUCUCCGGCCGUCGCAAAAUCUGAAGCACCCACUACAGCAGCCACGUCAGCUUCAGCAUCUCCGUUUGGAAUGUUCUCGACUGCGUUGGCAAAGCCAACAACCAGUGAACCCACAGUGACCAGCGGCACUCCCCUUACCGUGAAACCGACUCCUGCUAUUGUUGCCACCAGUUCGGCCGAAGCUCCUGCGACAAGCGGAGCGACCAGCGGCUCAGAUCCCAUUGGAGGUCUUUUCAGCUCUGUCAACAUUUGCAAGCCAAACACACCAGCAGAUUCCACGAAGUCAGCUAAUAUUUUUGGAGGUCUGAGCAGCGUUUCAGAAGCAAGUACCUUUUCGUUUGGCAGCGGAACUACAGAUUCCUCGAAGGGAUUAUUCGGCAGCGUUACUCAAGUUGCAGCCUCAAUAACUUCUGCAACCUCUGUUUCGGAGGCCACAAGUAAAACUGAACCUAUCGCAACAACCGCAGGGGCAGCAGCUCCAACAGUGACAACUUCUGCGGCAGCGAGCACAGCAACAGUUCCUUCGGCAGCGACAACAGCAGCAGCAGCAGCAGCACCAAUCACAACUAGCACAGCGGUGCCUUCGAGUAGCAGCGCUCCUGGCAGCGUCUUCUCCUUCUCGAAAGCCUUCAGCAGCCUCGGUGCAUCGGGCGCGACUCCAGCUGCAACUACAAGUGCGGCUGCUCCCUUGGUGGCCAGUAGCUCCACCGCAUCAACAGCCAGCAAUGCGUCAUCUUCGGUGUUUGGAGGUGGCUUUGCAGCAGCACCAUCGACAACGUCUGCUGUGUCCAGUCCCUUCGAAGUGGCUGCAAAGACUUCAGCACCGAGCGGAAACAUUUUUGGCAAUGUGCCCAAGCCAGAGACCAGUGUGUUUGCCACUCAACCUGCCGCGGCUCCAACAUCAACUGCUCCACCCACGGGACUCUUUGCAUCGGCGGCCAUCAGUAAUCCGUCGCCGUUUAACAGUCCUCCCAGUGGAACAGCAGCCUCCGGCGGAAAUAUAUUUGGUCAGGGCGUAAAGUCGAGUUUUUUCGGACAACCUGCGGUGGCAGCAGCAACUGGAUCCAGCGGCGGCGGAUCUAUAUUUGGCGGUGGAAGCAGCUCAACAUUUGGAUCGUCAUCCAUCUUUGGCGGAAGUAAUCCGCAGAGUCCGGCCAGCGGAUCCGCUGCUAGUAGUACUUCAGUUUUUGGCCAAAAUGUGUUCGGUCAGACAGCGGCAGCAUCUCCAGUUGCGGGGGGCAACAUAUUUUCCAAUCCGGGUGGAACCCCGCAGACUUCGGCUUUUGGUGGCGGUGGAAGUUCGAUUUUCGGUUCACCUGCAACCGGCGCAGCUUCGCCCGUUUCUGGAGGAUCGAUUUUUGGCGGCGGCAGCAGCAGCUCUGGUGGAUUUGGAUCCUUCUCGCAGGCAACUCCAGCCCAAGGAGGCUUUGGUGGUGGAUUCGCCCAGGGCGGCGGAGGAUCAGUUGCCCAGACGGGCUUUGGAUCCCCGCAAACGCCGCAGCAACCCGCACCGGGUGGUUUUGGAGCCAAGCCUGUCUUCGGUGGAUCGCCGGCCUUUGGAGCGAGUCCCACAUUCGGCGGAGGACCGACUUUUGGCAGUCCCAAGGGAUUUGGUGGCUUCGGCGGAGCAACACCUGUGGCAUCGCCUCCGGCCUUUGGAGCUGCUGCAAAGCCGCCCGAGGGAAACAUAUUUGAAACACUGGGAGGCCAGGAGUCCGGACUCUCCUUUGGAAACUUGGCACAGACAGGAAACUCGAAUGCCCAGAAACCAGCUUUCGGCGGAUCAAGUUUUAUGAAUUAUCGUUGAAAUAUUUAAUGUUUCGUGAACUCAAUUCUUAUGUUCGUUCAAAUUAGAUUAGACAAGGUUUUAAAAAUAAAAAAAAAUAAAACGUA
Drosophila ficusphila is the source of this 5249-nucleotide messenger RNA. RefSeq names its product nuclear pore complex protein Nup214 (gene Nup214). Gene Ontology annotation, molecular function: protein binding; structural constituent of nuclear pore. Gene Ontology annotation, biological process: RNA export from nucleus; protein import into nucleus. Gene Ontology annotation, cellular component: nuclear pore. Lineage: Eukaryota; Metazoa; Arthropoda; Insecta; Diptera; Drosophilidae. The record is from RefSeq and is a predicted model, not a curated record.